UCCUUAAACCGGGCUUUCUUAAUCUGGGACUACCUGUACUUGGUUUCCAUCUGCCACUUCCAUGUGUAACAGAACAUUGGAAUGGGACCAGACACACUCAUGCACUAGUGCAAUGGGGUGAAGCCACAUGCACCAUUGUGCAAAUAAACUGUUUGGACGUGCAACAAUUGCACAAUGAUGUCAUGAUAGCCAUUGGUGUCAGGUAUCCGUGGUUCAAACGGUCUCUUGAUGGAAAAGCAGAACAGAUGCCUGGGAAAUUCCCUUCAGAUUGAACUCCAGGCCUCCCUCGGCCUGAUGCGGAACUUGCCAACUCACGUGGCGUUUUCUUGCCAAGCUUCAGACUUAUGAAAUAAAACUUCUGUUUUUUUCCUCAGAUGAGUUAGGCAAUCUGGGCGUGGUUUUGUUCCAUUUUGUUUCUCGGUGCAACCGGUGAUUCUUUUCUAAGAACUUGCAAACGACUCAGAAAAAGAACGUAGACUCGAAGGAUAUUUUUUUAAAGUUGGACACUGAAAAAUAAAACUGAUGGAAACAAUAGGGAAGUAAAGGUCUCUAUUUUUGCGCAGAGAGAAACGAUGCAAGCUCUUAUGUAGUGUCACUGGUACAUUUGUGUAUAGAGUUUUGUGUGUUUAAGUUUUACCUGGAAAAUUACCCAGAACUCUUCUUAAGCAGCUGUUGGCUUGAAAAGAUCAGCUUGCAAUGAGUGGAUUAUCGCCAGUGUCGGUUAUUUCUCUGGGAGCAAUUUUAUUGUUUUCCUUUUCAUUCAUCCGUAACUAAGGAUCAGUUGGAGCACAUGCGCCCCUCCAAGAGUGUAGAAUAAGCUUGAGGUGCAACGCCCUGGACCUUUCAAAACAGAUUUUCAGGCCAUGGAAAUAAGUCCAGGUUGGUUUGAAAAGCACAGGAGUAGCAAUCAGUAAAAAAGUUGGCAAUCCUCGGAAGGGAUUCAACACCGUCGAGAAGACGGCGUUCGCUCACACCGUCACGGCCACCAUCUUGAUUUUUUUGACCCCUCUGCGGAUACUCCUGCAGGCUUUGCAAGUUCCAUGAGUGGCUCCCCCAGGAGGGGCUGGGACUCCCGGAGGGCUGCUACCUGUCUGUGUCGGUAACAUUGGUCUCAAGGGGCCCCAGUUCUCAUUGCUUUGUUCUCCAUGUAGAUUUGAAGUCUUGCAACUUGAAUAUGAGUCGGGGCUGCGCCCAGCUGCAAAAAAUGCGGUUCUGGGCUGAAUCGAUGGAAGCAGGGUUCGAAAUCUGGGGAAGUCGGAGCUCUGGUUGCUUCUGGCUUGUGCAGCGCCUGCCCCAAGGCCUGCUCCAGUUUGGGGUGCCAACUUUUAAGAAGGAUUCAGAGAAUCUGGAACAGGUUAGGAGGAGAGCAGUGAAACCAAACGGGGGAUUAGACCUAAGACCUCUGAAGAGGCAUGGAAGGAGCUGGGCGGGUUUAGCCUUGAGCAAAGAACAGGAGAACAAGAGAGCACCUUUUGUAUACCUGGAAAGGCGUCCAGACAAAGUCACGAUCUGUUUUCUCUUGUUUCAGAGCGCAGGACUCGGGAACACAGACUGACGUUACAAGCAGGCGAAUCCUGGAUCGAUGUCAGGAAACGCUUCAAGUCAACCGUGGAACUGGUUACCCAGAGAGAGGUGGGCUUCGUUUCGCUGGAGGCUCCUUUCCUGAAGAUACUUUCAUCUGGAUCCCUGCCCCGAGCAGAAAGGAGUUGGGGCUGCUGAAGCUCAUGGAGGAGGCAACGAGGAAAGCUGAGCAGCAAGCCCUGAGGCUGGCGGAGGCGAUCAGAGGCGGGGAGGAAGAGGUGGCCCAACAAUGUGCCAUCUGGCUGGCUGAGCGACGUGUCCCCAUCAGGGUGCAGCUGGAACCGGACGCCUACCCCAAGCAAGACAUUAGGCUGUGGGUAGGUGUGGAAGAUGCCCAGAUGAUCACUACUCCCAUUUUCCUAAAGGUCAAACCUUCCAUGACCAUGGCUUCCCUCAAAGACAUGAUGUUUCUCCAUUAUGGUUUUCCUCCCAGCAUCCAGAAGUGGGUGGUCGGACAGAGGCUGCCGCAGGACCACGAGACUCUCCACUAUCACGGCAUCCAGAGAAACGGGGACAUGGCGUACCUCUACUUGUUGUCUGCCAAGGCUGCGAAGCUGAACAAAGAAACGGUUGAGUUGGACCAUGAACGCAGGCAGCUGGAAGGUGAGCUGGUCAGAAGUGGCAGUAGAAGGGGGCCUGGAGAGCUGAGGGACCACCUAUCUCCUGUCAUUUCUGCCCAUCUGCUGAGAUCUGGCAGAGGGGUGCCCUUCAGGUCCCCUCAUUAAACGGUGCCUGUUGUUGGGACCCAGGAAGCGUGCCUUCAGUGUGGUAGCACCUGUCUCUGCAACAGCAUCUCCCCAGAGACCCACAUGGCUCCCACCCUGAUGAUGUUCGAAAGUCCUUGAAAACCUGGGUAUUCUCCCAGGCAGGGUGGCGGGUGAGCCCUUGUAAGAUUUUUAUGUCGUUUCAUAUGAAAAAUAUGUUUGUU
Python bivittatus (Burmese python) is the source of this 2509-nucleotide messenger RNA. Lineage: Eukaryota; Metazoa; Chordata; Lepidosauria; Squamata; Pythonidae. The record is from RefSeq and is a predicted model, not a curated record.